GUCCAAAGGCAUGAAUCAGUUAGAGAAAGUAUUCUGUCCAGGAGAUGUAUGAGAGGUUUUCCAUGCAGUUGAUCUGAGCUGCCAAAAGAUACUGGAGACAGAGCAGGGGGUUGAUAAAAAUCAGAAGGGGUAUGAUGUAAUCACAGAAGCCUGCAGGAUCCAGUUUGAAGUGGAUGAGAGUAGGAGUUUUACACUAGAUCAGAAGGACAUAGCAAAGGUAAUAAGUGAUAGCACCAAAAAUAGUAAUAGGAUCAAAGGUCUAAAAUCCAUUGGGGCAAAAGUUGGAGGCAGCAAGAGUAGACAUAUCUUUCAUGGUAGGAGUUAGGCUGUGAGGGUGAGGAGGUUGCCAGAUGGGAAUGAGGUAUUGGGAGGAGGAAGAAAAGAGGCUAUUAGAUGAUGGAAUGGUGGGUGGGGAAGAACCACAUUAUAUCUGCUUGAAAGGAGGAAAAGAAAAGGUGCAGAGAUCAUUGCCACAACAAUAAAUCACUGAGAAACUAGCAGAGGGAGGAGGUGGGAAUGAAACUCAGUGGAGGUCUUUCAGUGAGUCAGGAGGUGGUGGAGAGGGAAUAAGGUGACCAUACUUAGCUGUAAGUGAAAGGUAGAACAGGAUUUGGGGAGGGAAAGAAAUAUAUUUAUUCUCUCACAGCUAAAAAUCCUACCUCAGCAAGCCAUGGAGAAGAACAUGGGGAUAGAGGGUGGGAAGCAAGUAAAUCUUGGAACAGCAUGAUCUAGGCAUUCAUUAAAAAAAAAAAAACACAGAGGGGAAAAAAAAAUCAGAAGCUCUUAACUGCAUAGACUGUAAGGAACAUAGCGGAAGAAAGGAGGGAGUUUUCGUGAAAAUAAAUAUAUAAAUAGAGCAUCCUGCAAAGUAACCUACUUUGGGUUUGAAGUGAUCAUUUAUCUGAGUGACUAGGUGGAGCCACUGGCAUUGCAGCAAUUUAACUGUGCUCAGAAAGGGAUGGGAAAAAAUCCUGAUGUCUGCAUAGACAAGAAGGAGUUAAUGCUUGUCGAGCAUUAUUCUUAUACAAAUUAAGUCCAGAGCACAGCAGCAGCCUCACCAGCAGGAGCAGAUGCUAGGCAGUGAUGCAACCUGUGUUAUUUACUUAGGCCUCUGUAGUGACCUCAGUGGCUUGCAGACAAAGGACACACAUAUCUGGAGGAACGUUUAGAAGCCAUGAUGCGUCGGUCCCUUGAACGCAGCCAGCAGCUGGAACAGAAGCAGAAGCGAUGGUCGUGGGGAGGAGCACUGGCUGCAGGCUCAGGAGGGAGAGAUGGUGAAUCAGAAAAUACCCCACCCCCUGUUCUAGGUUUAGCUGCCAACACCCUUCCUCCAGACCCUGUGACCUCUACUGCUCCUGCUGAUUCCUUCAAUGCAUGUGACAAACUUUCAGCUUCUACAAUGAAUCUGCCAAAGCAAAUGGACUCGCCAAUCAGUAAGCGCCUCUCCUCCUCCACCGCGGCCAUAACACAUUCCCCCGACAGAGCUCACCGCAUGCAUCUUAGUCCAAUGGAAAACUUUAUUGUUUCUCGACUGCUGACUCCCACACAGUCAUCUUUAGCCAGAAGCAGAAGUACAUUAAUGCUUUCUGAGCAGUACAAUACUCCAGUAUUCCAUAUCUGUCCUCGUGUAGCACCAGCUAGUCCUCUUAAGUCUCCCUACAAGGCUUCUCCCACUCGGAGCACCGACAGGAAGAAGGCGACUUCACCCUCCACCUCCAGUGCCAUGAAAGGGGCGCCUGCAGCCGAAGUUACUCAGACUGAGAAGAUAAAGAAAGAGAAGCGAUCCACAACACCUGGUUCCUCAUCUGGUAUGGGAUCUCCUCUGAGAAGGUCUGAUUCUCCUGCUGCCAUGUCCAGAAGAUCUGCAUCACCUGCAACACCUAAGACAGUUGCAAAGACUUACCCACAGUCUCCUAAAAACACCAAACAAUAUCCAGCUUCUCCUGUGAAGCAUCGUGCCACUUCUAAUCUCAACCAGGAAACUCCUAAAAAGAAAGCAGACAAGGAGAAAGAAAAUGCCGGCCAUCAGAAGUCCCCAGGAGCGCGCCCUGACGAGGCAGGCCAGGUGGCUCCUGAGAAGCACGUGCCUUCUGCUGGGAAGAAUGAGAACAGUGAAGGGAAGAUCACAGCAGGAACAAGUGAUGCAGAAGAAGCUUCCAAAAUUUUAGCUGAAAAAAGACGACAGGCCCGCCUGCAGAAAGAACAAGAAGAAAAGGAGAGGCAGGAAAGAGAAGAACGGGAAAGGCUUGAAAGAGAGGAACAGAAGAGAAAGGCAGAAGAAGAAAGGCUUCGUCUGGAAGAAGAAGCUCGUAAGAAGGAGGAGGAAAGAAAACGUGAAGAAGAAGCAGCCAGAAAAAAGGCAGAAGAGGAAGCCAGGAGAAGAGCUGAGGAAGAACAAAUGCUAAAGGAAAAGCAGGAAAAAGAGCUCCAGGCCAAGCUUGAGAAACAGAGGGAAGAAGCAGAAAUCAAAGCCCGUGAGGCAGCUGAACAACUUCGUCUUGAAAGGGAACAAAUCAUGCAGCAAAUUGAGCAAGAAAGACUGGAACGGAAGAAGAGAAUAGAUGAAAUAAUGAAGAGAACAAGGAAGAGUGAAACACCAGAAAUAAAGAAGGAAGAGCCAAAACUGGAGAUACCAUCAACUCUGAAUGUGGAAAAGCAACCAAAGGCACUUGUUCUCAACCAGCCAGAGAUCAAUGGAUUGGCAAGCUGCCUGAAAAGUAAAAGCUUAGAAAGUGCUUCUUCUGUAACCCCUUCCCAAGAUGUAGUUGCUAAUGGACUGAAGUCAGUUCCAGGACUUAUUCAGCUGGAAGCUGUAGAUGGGAAAUCAAACAGCAUGGAAGAUUCAACAGAUGAGGUUCAGUCCAUGGAUGUGAGCCCGGUUUCAAAAGAAGAACUUAUCUCUAUUCCCGAAUAUUCACCCAUGAAUGAACUUAUGCCGGGUGUUUCUUUGGACCAAAAUGGGACAAGUAAUGCCAAGGCUCUUGAAGACCUCUUGGAUUUCACAGGACAAGCUACCUACUCCAAGACGUCCAGUGAUACCAUUAGCCUAGAUGACUGUAACAAAAACUUGAUUGAGGGAUUUAACAGUCCAGGACAGGAAAAUACACUUAAUUCUAUCUGUUGACAGCCUCGCUUUUCAGCAGAACAGAUACAGUGGUAACAAUUUGUGGAGGAUUUAUAUCCCUGUGAUGCUACUGGCAGUAAAAUAUGUGCUUGUCACUUGAAAAAGCUUUCUGCAGUCCUUGAACACUGGAUUCCAAAUAAUCAGAGCUGAAUAUAAGUUGUCUUCCCAGGGAAAUAAAUAUGUUGAGUAACUGGCUGCUUUUGGUAAAAACCAAUGAUCUAGAGCCUUGAUGGUUUCAGGGAAGACGGAGUGUGCAUUAGAAUUUGAGCUUUAGCUGCUAAUAAAGCACUUACUUUUUCUUUUAGUUUAAAAUUCAUCUCAACACUUCACUGUGAUUUUUACCUGUGCAUUUUAUUUUGAAAUAAUUCUUCCCUAAACUUUAUCAUACACCCAUUUAGACAUCUUUUUCUUGUAAAUAAAGAUGGGGUUUGCCCACAGUGCAUUGAAACAAAAUAAUAUACUGUACUUUAGUUUUGUGCCUAUCUUUUUUGUCUCUAAUAAGGAAUUAUUGGCAACUUUUAUGAGGUGUAUAAUUCAAAACUAUAACUGAAGAGGCUUGAAAAACAUACAACUGCUGGAAUCAAAAGAGGCUUCUUAUUGACUGUGGAGUGUGGGAACUAUCCCAUUACGGUUACAUUGACACUUUUAGUCACUAGUGGCACUUACUGGUUAAUAUUAAUUAGUCUGGGAGCAACUAUCAACUGUGUGUUUGAAAACAUGUUUGUGUAACACCUGUAAGCAAAGUAGGCAGAACGCCUGGUGUAAUCCCUUAAUAUGUAUGUAGUAUAGCUGUAGUAGAUCCAAGUGAUGGUCAGGAGGGUGAGAUAAUAUGUUCACUUUUGAAGAUGCAGACACUUGAUUGAUACCAGCAGGCUUUCGAUCACACAGAGAAGUAUUUUGUAUUCUGUAGACUCAACAAAAUGAGAUUUAGUCAGCAGCAAAACAAUAUGUGAAUGUUGCAGCAGAAACACAAAGGCCAAGACACAUGCAGGGAACUGGGGGGCCCUUAACAUUCUGUAUGGAACAGUUCACAUCAGGAUGUACGAGGUCUGGACAUCAUGUGCCAUACAAUGUUAACUUUAUUUCUGUUGGUGAACCUUUAUGCUAGAUCAGGUGCUGCUUUAAGGACUUUUUUGUUCUGUUCCUUAUAAGAAUGAAUUUUAAAUACAACUCUCUUUGGACACUAACACAAAAGAAGUGAAAACUUGAGGGGGUGGGGUUUUUUAUUUGGUUUUGUUGGGGUUUUUGUUUGUUUGGUUUUGGGGUUUGUUUCCACAUGUAAGGGAGUUCACAGUAUAGACUGAGCUCAGUUGUAGCACUGUUUUUGUGUUCUUUAAAGUCAGCAACGGGAAAGUAACCAGUGAUAUUAUGUGCAAUGCAUAAAGAAAUCAUACCUACAACAACCCAGCUUUAUUUAUGUUAGUGUUCUUCAAAGAAAUAUUUUCUUUGGACUGUGCAGUAAGCUGUAGCAUGGUACUGUGUCUUCCAAAUUAGUCCUUCAUCUAUUUCCUAAAUAAUAAACAAACAGAAACAGUUUGUUUUGCUGUAAUACAUUGUGUUUGACAAAUGUCAUAUUAUAUUUUAUUAUGGUGUCAUUGUAUAACCUGUAGAUUUCUGUAUUUGCAUGACCUGUAUAGCAUGUAUAAAGGUGAAAUACAUUUUCAUUUAUGAAUCUGA
This is a messenger RNA of Empidonax traillii (willow flycatcher), 4801 nucleotides long. It is a transcript of the gene MAP7D2, whose product is annotated as MAP7 domain containing 2. Gene Ontology annotation, cellular component: microtubule cytoskeleton. Bases 1175 to 3124 code for a protein of 649 amino acids. The record is from RefSeq and is a predicted model, not a curated record. The transcript is spliced from 16 exons. Lineage: Eukaryota; Metazoa; Chordata; Aves; Passeriformes; Tyrannidae. Gene Ontology annotation, biological process: microtubule cytoskeleton organization.